Molecule: messenger RNA, 1818 nt
Organism: Zophobas morio
Lineage: Eukaryota; Metazoa; Arthropoda; Insecta; Coleoptera; Tenebrionidae
Exons: 17
Coding region: 61-1674 (537 amino acids)
Source: RefSeq, a predicted model, not a curated record
UUUAAAUCUAAUUGGAAUAUCCUUCAGAGAUUGCUGCAACCGAGUUACAUUCUUAAUAUUAUGCUUCAUAUAUUUUUGGGUUACAUCUUCACUUGGGUUUUAUAUUAUACGGCCGGAACCUCCCACAAAGGACACGUGUUUUUCGCCGAGUACUGCGGUAGUUUUUUUGCACUAGUUUAUGCAAUUCUGGCAGUAGUCAACGAGGAGGAAGUCCUUGUAUUUCCAGUAGUAGAGGAGGAAUGGCACUUUUUUUUAAAAUCCCGUCACCGUCAGCAUCUGUAUAAGUCUACGCUCUACGCCACGUGUUCUGUUCUAGCCUUCUUUUUUCUCGUUUAUCCCUACGCUGAAAUGAAAGUGAGCUUCUUAGCGCUGUUGUAUCAAUGCUUGGUUGUCAACUUCUCAUUGGGCUAUUUGCUAUGUGUGCGACAGGCCCUCUUUUCUCACUUCAUGGCUCAAAGGAUUGGCAUUAGUGAGUCACUGCAUUACAGUAGCAAUGACUGGACGGUGAGCGAGGCUGUCACGAGUAAAAAUCAUCUUACAAGGUUUCUGGCCUAUUUGUACAUCAAAGAUGCCUCGUAUUACGGGCUGGACGCUUCUUUCUUUCAUGAAAUUAACCAAUCCAAAAUCAUUAACUUUGCCUUGACACUUUGUUUGGAUCUCAUUGAAGAGCUUGCUUUCUCGCUGAGGGACUUUCGCGCCGGGGCGCACACCCACUCGGGGGCCCUUCCAGCCUACUCUCCUGUUUUACGAGUUUUCAAUAAAAAGCCUAAAGAUUGUUAUAGCGAACGAAUUAAGCUUUGGGCCUUUUGCCUUUUUACUUCUAUAAAAAAAGGGCUGCAGGAAAGAAUCGGUUUGCUAUUGGUCAACUUUGGUAGCUGGAUUCUUCAUGGCACAGCCCCCCCCCAGCAGCAGCGACCACCUACCAGCCAAGCGCCCUAUCCCUGCCCUCCAAAUAUGGCGUUUCCCUAUGAAACCUUUCAUUUUCGUUUGAAGCCACCUAUUAAUGCUUAUAAUGAGCACAUGCUUAUGAAGAACCAAAACGCAGAGCUGGAAAGGAAGAAGAAUAACCUCUAUGUACCCUUCGAUUCAGUAGAAACCCCACUGCUCCGGAUGCUUCUAGGUGAGCUGCCCGAGUACAAGCGCGCCUCCCUGUUUACCAAUUGGCAGAUCAUCACGUGGUCUACACAAGCCGUCUCCUCUCUGAUUAUAAGCGCCCUGCAAAACGCACCUCUUCAAAACAUGCAGCCGUUUACAAAGGACAACGAAUCACGUGCCUUUACUGUUCUUCUGUCUACUACUAAGGAAGUUGAGGAGUUUAUAUUCCAGCACGAGCAUGCAACAGGUCCAAACAAUACUGCCUCUGCAUUGAAGAGUUGUCUAUGGCUGUAUCUCCUGCUACUAGUGGUAACUCAUGUGUGUUGUUUCUGUAUUGGCGAGUCAUCUCUGUGGACGCCAGAGUGGCUGCUUCUCUUCUCCUGCACCAUUUGUUUGGCUCUUUGUGUCUGUUUCCUGCGGGCUUUGAUGCCCGCGUGUCAUGUUCAAGGAGAAAAGGCCGUUCUCAGGGAGCUGAAAACGGCGAUAUACAACUUAACAAUUCAAUAUGGGCCAUCCGUCAAGUUUGUGCAAUGCGGUCACGUGGACAUGCUUAAAAAUUUCAUAACUUUUAAAGAAUAGAAAACGAUAGCCAAUAAAUAUUAAGCUUUAUUUUAGUUACAAAUGAAACUAAGUAUAGCGACCCGAUACUUUCAUGCGCAACACAUUGGCACGAAUAGCGUAAUAGAGUAUCACUACAGCAGCCACCGACACGCACGUGGCCAC